Molecule: messenger RNA, 1675 nt
Organism: Pseudophryne corroboree (corroboree frog)
Lineage: Eukaryota; Metazoa; Chordata; Amphibia; Anura; Myobatrachidae
Gene: METTL14
Product: methyltransferase 14, N6-adenosine-methyltransferase non-catalytic subunit
Exons: 11
Coding region: 153-1523 (456 amino acids)
Cellular component (GO): nucleus; RNA N6-methyladenosine methyltransferase complex
Molecular function (GO): mRNA binding
Source: RefSeq, a predicted model, not a curated record
CCUAAUUAAUCAUGGCUGCUCUCUGCACAUGUUUUCAUCUGACGUAAUCACAGUGCGACGCGAGAGUCGCAGCCGAUUGUUAGUGCCUGCUCUGCAGCCGUCGGGUAGUGGAAUUUCACGAAGGGAGCAUAGACACAACCGAUCGAGCAGCUAUGAACAGCCGCCUGCAGGAGAUCCGGGCCCGGCAGAAGCUGCGCAGGAAGUUACUGGCUCAGCAACUCGGAGCGGAAAGUGCUGACAAUAUCGGAGCUAUACUAAACAGCAAGGAUGAGCAAAGGGAAAUAGCAGAGACUAGAGAAAUGUGUCGUUCUUCAUACGAUACAUCGUCACCUAAUUUGAAGCGGAAACCACCAGAAGAAGGAGAGGCAGAUGAAGAAGUGGUUGAGGAGUGCAAGGAUACAGUUGAACCCCAGAAAGAAGAGGAAAAUCUACCAUAUAAAGAGGAAAUUUACAAGGACUCCAGCACUUUCUUAAAGGGGACCCAAAGCUUGAACCCCCACAAUGACUAUUGCCAGCAUUUUGUUGACACAGGGCACAGGCCUCAGAACUUUAUCAGAGAUGUUGGAUUAGCAGACCGAUUUGAGGAAUAUCCAAAACUGCGGGAGCUGAUCAGACUUAAAGAUGACUUCAUAUGUAAAUCCAAUACCCCUCCUAUGUACUUACAAGCAGACCUGGAGACGUUUGAUCUAAGAGAGCUGAAGAGUGAGUUUGAUGUAAUUCUCCUUGAACCGCCACUAGAGGAGUAUUACAGGGAAACUGGCAUUGCCGCUAAUGAAAAGUGGUGGGCUUGGGAAGAUAUAAUGAAGUUAGAUAUAGAAGGCAUUGCCGGCCAAAGAGCCUUUGUUUUCCUGUGGUGUGGCUCUGGAGAAGGUCUGGAUUUCGGCAGAAUGUGUUUGCGAAAGUGGGGUUUCAGGCGAUCAGAAGACAUUUGCUGGAUAAAAACAAAUAAGGACAAUCCUGGGAAGACGAAGACCCUGGACCCUAAAGCAAUCUUCCAGAGGACAAAGGAGCACUGCCUUAUGGGUAUUAGAGGAACAGUACACCGCAGCACUGAUGGCGAUUUCAUCCAUGCCAAUGUAGACAUUGACCUCAUUAUCACAGAGGAGCCAGAAAUAGGAAACAUUGAAAAGCCUGUAGAGAUCUUUCACAUUAUUGAACAUUUCUGUCUCGGACGGAGACGUCUCCACCUCUUUGGAAGAGAUAGCACCAUUAGACCUGGCUGGCUUACCGUGGGACCUACUCUUACAAAUAGUAACUUCAACACCGAGGUGUAUACUUCAUAUUUCAGCGCUCCUAACUCAACUCUAACUGGGUGUACUGAUGAAAUUGAAAGACUUCGACCAAAAACACCCCCACCUAAAUCAGAUCGAGGGUUUGGUGCAUCUAGAGGUGGUGGCAGGGGUGGGCUUUCCGCUGGUAGAGGAGAAAGAGGUAGAGAAAGGAACAGAGGAAGUUUCAGAGGGGAUAGAGGAAGCUUCCGAGGACGUGGAGGACCACAUAGAGGAGGAUUUGCCCCUCGCUAAUUCAUUCCUUUUCAAGGCUUUUAACUUUUUAUGUUCACCAAAACAUAAUUGUGUUAGGAUUUUUUUUUAAAAUUGAGAUGUAACUUUUCAAAAUCUGUGGAUAUACUGUAAAGCUGUGUCAUCCUGGUCAAUAAAUGUGUUUUUUACUUAAA